This is a messenger RNA of Thunnus maccoyii (southern bluefin tuna), 3116 nucleotides long. RefSeq names its product vitamin D3 hydroxylase-associated protein. Gene Ontology annotation, biological process: fatty acid catabolic process. The coding region runs from base 537 to 2300 and encodes 587 amino acids. The transcript is spliced from 16 exons. The record is from RefSeq and is a predicted model, not a curated record. NCBI's taxonomy places the organism in Eukaryota, Metazoa, Chordata, Actinopteri, Scombriformes, Scombridae. Gene Ontology annotation, molecular function: amidase activity; fatty acid amide hydrolase activity.
UGUAGCCCCCAUCACCCCAUUGUAAGUGCAUUAUGAAGGGAUCUUCUAAUGGUUAGUGUGAACAGGAAGAAGGAUUACAACAUGACGGCAUGUGAAACCUCAAUGUGUCAUACAGUUACUGAUCAUAAAAUGAGUCUAGAUACUGUGCAAACAUGUCACGUCGUCACAGGAAAGUCGCCAAUAAAAGCUUAAGAAAGGUCUCAUCCCUGCCGCUUUCUGGGGCGUUAUGCUGAAUAUAUGAACGAAGUUUCACAUAUACUUAUCCGUCAGUGAACUGAAGUGGUGGGGGUGUUUGGACUUGUCAUUUUCUAGUUGAAUAUAUUGAGCAUUUAUAUAAAAAUAAUUUAAGCUCGUUAGUUAAAGCAUUCUGGCGCCCUCUAUCGUCACCUAGUUGCUACGCAACAGUAUGCUAAUCGUGUUCCCAUGAUGGUGUUCUGGCUGUAAUCUGAACGCCGGUGCCAGAGAAACACCCUCAAGGGAGAAAGUGUUCCGAUGAAUAUCCUAGGUUAGCUGACCGUGUGCUUCGAGGAAGAACGAUGGAAAGUGUUCAAGAGUUUUUUCAUGGAUUGGAGCUGGACAACCGGACAGCGGCACUGCUCACCGGUGCAGCCUGCGGUGUGGGAGCUCUGGUCGUGCUGGUGCGGAAGUUCAGUAGCCACCAAGAGGCAGAGAAGAAGAUCCAGAGAGCCAGAAAGAGGAGGACUGAGAGUCUGCAGCGGGCUGAACAGGCUGUACUUCAGUACAAGGAGUCGCAUCCCAUGACCGACCCGUCUCUCAUUUUGACGUUGUCCCUGUCUGAGUUGACAAAGCAACUACAGGAAGGCUCACUGAGACCUGAGGAUGUAUUUUACUCUUACUUGGAAAAGACUAUCAAUGUAAACAAAAAGCUAAACUGCUGCACAGGGAUUUUGCUGGAGAGUUUUGACCAGCUGAAAACUGUUGGCUCCAACAAGGACGGUCUCUUGUAUGGAGUUCCAGUUAGCAUCAAAGAAAACUUUGCAUACAAGAAUCAUGACUCUUCUUGUGGUGUCAUCAUCAAACUGGAGCAGCCAGCUCAGCAGGACUGUGUGCUUGUUGAAGUUCUGAAGAGACAAGGAGCUAUUCCCUUUGUGAAAACCAACCUGCCCCAAGGCCUACUAAAUUAUGACUGCAGUAACCCCAUCUAUGGGCAGACGGUGAACCCCCACAACCUCCAGAAGACCUCUGGAGGUUCGUCUGGUGGGGAGGGGGCUCUCAUCGGGGGAGGAGGCUCCCUACUUGGUUUAGGUUCUGAUAUAGGGGGCAGCAUCCGUAUUCCUGCUUCAUUCUGUGGGAUCUGUGGCUUCAAGCCAACAGCAGGUCGGCUAAGUGUACAGGGUGUGAGCCCCAUUUAUCGAGGGCAAAAGUCAGUGCUGUCAUCUCCUGGACCCAUGGCCAAGGAUGUGGACAGUCUGGUUCUCUGUAUGCAGGCUCUGCUCUGUGACCAUAUGUUUACCCUGGACCCCACUGUUCCACCUGUACCUUUUAAUGAGCAGAUGUACAAGAGCUCCAAACCUCUGAGGAUUGGUUACCUAGAAAGUGAUGGCUAUACACAACCGUCUCCAAGCAUGGCCCGAGGCAUCAGAGAGGUCAAAGCUCUGUUAGAGCAAGCAGGACACACUUUGGUGCCCUACACUCCUCUGAGGAUCAGACACACUGCAACUGAACUCAUGAUGAAGGGUAUCCUGGCAGACGGAGCUACCACCCUGCUGCAAAAACUGGAGGGCGGCCCUCUGGACCCCUGUCUCAUAUCACAGGUUUUCCCUUACUGUCUUCCUAAUUGGUUGAAGAAAACCCUCUCCUUCCUCCUCAAGCCUCUGUUUCCCCGUGGGUCUGAAGCACUCAGUGCUAUUUGUGGAGUUGGAUCUGUUCCAGGUCUGUGGAAGCAGCACGCUGCUGUUGAGGACUACAUUCAAGAAACAAUAGCAGACUGGAGAAGAUGCAACAUAGAUGUGCUGCUGUGCCCUGUGAUCGGACCAGCCUACAACUUCUUAUACCCCGGCAAGCUUACCUGUUGUGCCGCUUACACACUCAUUUACAAUCUCCUCACCUUUCCUGCUGGUGUUGUUCCUGUUUCCACGGUGACAGCAGAGGAUGAGGAGGAACUCAGACACUAUAAGGGACUUUAUCAGGACUACUGGGACAGACUCUUCAAACAGGCUGUGUCUGGAGGUGAGGGUUUGCCAGUGGCAGUGCAGUGUGUUGCCCUGCCGUGGCAGGAUGAGCUCUGCCUGCGCUUCAUGAAGGAGGUGGAACAACUGGUUAAACAGAGCAGAAAGUGAGACCACAGGUGGGGCUGCUAACUUCAGGGCCCUGAGGUUAAAUUUACUUUGGGUACAACAUGUAAAAGUAAACACUAACAGUAAGCCGGUCUCUGAAAUCAUUUUGAUGCAGCCGCUCUUUUAAGAAAUAACUGCACAUAAUGUGAGAGCUGUUAACCACAUUAAAACACACUGGAAUAUGAGAUAACCCAAUUAAUAAUGCUUUCGAAAAGGUUGUUGAGUAUUUGAAAAUCUUUAAUAUUUAGUUAUUUAAUAUUGUUUUAUUCCUCUGUUCAACACAGAUAAACUAGCAUUUUCUGUACUUUGGCUUUUCGGGGCUUUAAUGUAGAAAAGAUGCACUUCUAAUUUAGUUUAAGUAAUUGAUUGACAAACCUCAAGAUUUUAACAAAUCAUUUUGUUUGUAUUGUACUUAACUAUUGUCCUUAACUUAACAUUUUGGGUUUUUUUUAAAAUUUGCUUUAGAGUUGAGAGUCUGACACUUAUGAUUAUGUGAUCUUUAUUGUUUUUUGUUGGGGUGUUUUUUCUUUUUUUUUUCUUCUUUUUGAGGAAUUCAGGAUCCCAUUUGUUUGUUCUGUUUUCCCACCACUGGCACUGUUGUAAUAUUUCAUGCAAUAUAGCAUGAAUAGGCAUUACCUUCAAGAAAUUGAAUUCAUGUUAUCAAAAACCAAAUGCAGCAAAUCUUGAAAAUUAGAAUUUACAGUAUAACGAAUAUGGAAAAUAAUGCUUUGUUUACUUGAUCAUGUUUGUCUCUUUACAAGACCUGACAGCUUUAUGUCAAAUGAUAGCCAAGAAUAAAGUGAAGUAACUGAUUUCUCA